This is a messenger RNA of Conger conger (European conger), 6161 nucleotides long. It is a transcript of the gene klhl24a, whose product is annotated as kelch-like family member 24a. Bases 282 to 2084 code for a protein of 600 amino acids. Gene Ontology annotation, molecular function: protein binding. Lineage: Eukaryota; Metazoa; Chordata; Actinopteri; Anguilliformes; Congridae. The transcript is spliced from 7 exons. The record is from RefSeq and is a predicted model, not a curated record.
CAUAUAUUUUGGUGCUGCGCUAACCGUUUUUACAGUUGUCUUUGUCUUAUGCGAGAUUGAAUAUGAGGACCAACGAGCAUUUAUUUGUUGACGAGGAAAAAGUACUAAAACAACUAACUAACUUGAAUGUGAAUAAGAAACGUUUUGUUGAUUAAAUAGUAUUAACUUUUCAAUCGCAAUUUAGCUGUUUUCCCUUCUUCAAUAAAGCGGCUGAAACUCAUACUUUUUGGUUUCAAGGCGGUGACAGUUAGAGGCAGCGUAAGGUGACGCAGCACGCAGCCAUGGUGUUGAUCCUGGGCCGGCGGCUCAACCGCGAGGACUCGGCUGUCCGGGACUCCCCGGCGGUCAAGCGCAAGGUGUUGGACGUGGACCCCAAGGUCCUUAACAGCCACGACGUCUUCGACUUCUCCUCCGGCUCCAGCCACGCCGAGGGGGUCCUCCAGGUCUUCAACGAGUUCCGCGACAGCCGCCUCUUCACCGACGUCAUCAUCAGCGUGCAGGGCCGGCAGUUCCCCUGCCACCGCGCCGUGCUGUCGGCCUGCAGCAGCUACUUCCGCGCCAUGUUCUGCAACGACCACCGCGAGAGCCGCGAGAUGCUGGUGGAGAUCAACGGCAUCCUGUCCGAGGCCAUGGACAGCUUCCUGCAGUACGUCUACACGGGCAAGGCCAAGAUCACCACGGACAACGUGCAGUUCAUCUUCGAGACCUCCAGCCUCUUCCAGAUCUCGGCGCUCCGCGACGCCUGCGCCAAGUUCCUGGAGGACCAGCUGGACCCGUGCAACUGCCUGGGCAUGCAGCGCUUCGCCGACGCGCACUCCCUGAAGCAGCUGGCCAGCCGCUGCCGCGCCUACGCCAUGCAGAACUUCCCCGAUGUGGCCCAGCACGAGGAGUUCCUGGAGCUGAAGCGCGAGGAGCUGGAGGAGCACAUCGCCAGCGACGAGCUGGUCAUCGGCAAGGAGGAGAUGGUGUUCGAGGCGGUGAUGCGCUGGGUCUACCACGACAUGGAGGGCCGCCGGCCCAUGCUGAAGGAACUGCUCCACCACGUGCGCCUGCCCCUCCUGCACCCCAACUACUUUGUGCAGACGGUGGAGGGCGACCACCUGAUCCAGAACGCCCCCGAGUGCUACCAGCUCCUCCACGAGGCCCGCCGAUACCACGUCCUGGGCAACGAGAUGAUGUCGCCCAGAACCCGGCCUCGCAGGUCCACGGGCUUCUCUGAGGUCAUUGUGGUGGUUGGAGGGUGCGAGAGAGUUGGAGGGUUCAACCUGCCCUACACGGAGUGUUACGACCCAGUGACCGGGGACUGGAAGUCACUGGCCAAGCUACCAGAGUUUACCAAAUCCGAGUAUGCUGUCUGUGCCCUCAGGAACGAUAUUCUGGUCUCAGGUGGCCGGAUCAACAGCCGGGAUGUGUGGAUGUACAACUCCCAGCUCAACCUGUGGAUUCGCGUAGCCUCCCUCAACAAAGGCAGGUGGCGUCACAAGAUGGCCGUCCUUCUAGGAAAGGUGUAUGCCGUGGGAGGCUACGACGGGCAGAGUCGCCUGAGCAGCGUGGAGUGCUACGACUCCUUCUCCAACCGCUGGACGGAGGUGGCUCCCCUGAAGGAGGCGGUCAGCUCCCCAGCUGUGGCCAGCUGUGCCGGCAAGCUGUUCGUCAUCGGGGGCGGGCCGGACGACAACACCUGCUCAGACAAGGUCCAAUGCUACGAUCCCGAGACCAACGCCUGGCUCCUGAGGGCCAAUAUCCCCAUUGCCAAACGCUGCAUCACUGCCGUGUCCCUCAACAAUCUCAUCUACGUGGCCGGAGGCCUCACUAAAUCCAUCUUCUGCUAUGACCCUGUGGAGGACUACUGGAUGCACGUGGUGCACACCUUCAGCAAGCAGGAGAGCUGUGGCAUGUCCGUGUGCAAUGGGAAGAUCUUCAUCCUGGGGGGGAGGGGGGAGACCGGGGAGGCCUCGGACACCAUCCUGUGCUACGACCCCUCCACCGGCAUCAUCACGGGCGUGGCCGCCAUGCCCCGGCCCAUCUCCUACCACGGCUGCGUCACCAUCCACCGCUACAACGAGAAGUUCCACCGGUCCUGACCCCCCAGGCCUGCUCCCAGGGUGGAGGAGAUGAGCUGAGCCACGUGUAGCAUUCUUGUGUGUCUCGCCACCAUUUCAGAUCACAGAAUAUGGACAGAAUCAAAGGUUCACACAGUACUUCACAGUACAGUUCACACAUGGCUGGGUACAUUUGAGUACUCCCCAAACCUUAACGCAACAAAUUCUUAUCUUUUUAUCAAAUAAAUAUAUAUGAUUAGAUAUAAAGUCCAAAACAUAUUUACAGCACGUUUAAUGUAUAUAUUUACAAGUUCAUUCUACUACAUAUUGUGAAAGAAAAAACUAUUCUUUUUUGUUUUUUGCGUUCUACCAAACGUGUACCUUUUUGUGCAUUGAACAGCUCAAAAGCCAUUAAUAUGGGAGCUUUAAAAAAAAAAAAGAAAGAAUUGACAGCCUAAUAAAUUCUAUUCGUCUCAUGUGUGAUUCCAUUGUUACGAUGUGCACAGUGGAAACAAACAUUUAUUAGCUCAUACAUUUCUCAAGUAUGGCUUGACCCAGAAUGAAGAAACCGCGCAGAACGUGAACGAAAAGGACGUGUUAAAACUGGUAGCAGUCUUUGGAAAUGUGCGCAGUCGCGAUCAUCCCAGAAAACAACGCAUUCCCACCCCGUGAUGAAAUCUUUACCGCAUUUCAUGGCAGUGAUCCUCCCCAUCUUUCCGGCGAAGAGCAUUUAUCUGGUGAAAUGAUGGCGAGGUGCGGGAGUCUACGUGAGGGCCCUGAUUCUGUCCCUGUCCUGUGAUCUGAGAUUUGAGAUGCUUCAUUACCCCAUUCUCCCCUCCCUGCCAUGUGGCUGCUUCGUCAUUCAUCCAGUUAUUAUUGUCGUUUUCUAUUUUGCUAAGCACAUACUACAAUUUUUUACUGUGUUUUAAAUAUAAUGCGCGUUUCUUUUAAAUGUCGGCGUCCGUGGCGUGUUUUGCUUUGACAGCAAGAGAGAGAGAGAGAGCGAGAGAAAGGGGAGGGUUUGAGAGAGAACGAGACAUUCUACAUUAUAGUGUAAGUUUUUUUGUGUCGAAUCUUUUUGUACAGUAUGUAGCGAUUCGGGUGAGAUUUGAUGUGGUCACGCAUAUCCCCAAAGUAGAUAAGGGGACAGGGGAGGGUAAAAUAUAGGCAUAUGAAAACCUACUCGAGCAAACGGAAGAGCCAUCUGUGUAACACGAAGACACCUGUGUUCAAGGUAGAGGAAUAGCAGCAACAAACACCUUCAAACCACAACACUGUUUGUUUAUCCCUCCACCUUCUCUGUAAACGCGCUGACGUUGAAAUGCCAUUGGCUGUGAGAACCAAUUUUCUACCAAUGAGCUUGAAUUAUUGUACAGCUAUACGAUGUUUUGGUACAGAGUGCCAGCCUGUCAACUAAAUAUUUUGAAUCCCAAAUUUAAGGACUAUUAAUGCAGGCAAAGGGUGAGUCAACAUGUCAGUGAGCCUUUUUCAAUGAUAGGAAGGGAUUUACAGUGGUCUUGUAACAAGGUUUUAACACAAAAAUCUUACCUAUUGUACCUUUAAAAGGCAUGCUUUUCUUAAUGUUGGCUCACUCCAGUGUGGUUUCUCCUCUUUGUUCAGGUAACAUAGCUUUGGGUAACCAAAGAAACCUCUUGUGCCUUAUGAGAGCUCAGGGCUGUUGGGAAGAUGGUGCAGGCAUUACAUGCACUGCACAGAAAGCCUGUCUUAAGUGUUUUAGUCUUGUAAUGAGACUUAAAAUCUUAUUUUUCUUCUCUGAUGUUGAAAAUAUUAGUUUCUUUUAAGUUACUGUUUGCUUGACAAGGGACGUUUUCUUACCCCAUUGGCAAAUCUUGAAAUUGAUAAAACUUUCUUGUAACCAAAAAAGUUAGAAAAAUAAGAUUUUAAGUGUAAAUAUAAGACUAAAAUACUUGUUGAGAGUUGGUUAUUAUUUGGUUUUUGCAGUGUAAAUACAAUUUGACUGUUUACAUGGUGGGACAUAGCAAGAGCUCUGAGUGAACAUUUCCCGAUAACCCCGGUCAGUGAAUGUGGCCUGUUCUCACCUGCAUUCAGUGAACUUUAUGAGGCUGUGAAUAGGCUCUUUUUUAAAUAAUUUCUUUCCCUGGGUUUUGAGCUGGUGAUUCUUGAUUACAGUCGUUGCUCAGUCUUUAAGUGUGCAUGUUCUUUCCAUUUUGUAACGUAACAAAGAGCCCCAAUCUGUGCACUUUUGUUGCCGUUUAUAUUUUAAGAUAAUAUCACAAUGUAAAUAUUUUGUAUUCUUUCUUUUUUUCUUUUUUUUUUUACUGUAUCAGUAAAUGCUCAUGGUUUUCGUGUGGCAAGAUGUGUGAAUCCUGUCAGCACCUCCAACUGGCCACCGCAUCCCACACUUGAGGGAGAUUUGAGCUUGGACACCCCCUGUUGGAAAAUGGCAGCCAAUCAGCUACAUAACCACUGCAUCAGGGGGUCACAGGGCAAAUUACAUGAGUACAGAUAUGAGAGGGAGUGCUUAGCUGAUUUAUGUGCUUCAAUGAUCGACAGGUUGUGUCAAAACCCGGAGUUGAGUCUCCUUUACUUUUCUGAAUGUAUCUGACUGUACGGAGUAUAUUCAGGAAAGUGUUCCUCAUUUUUCUGUAUUGUCAGGGAUGUGAAAAUGCUAAGAGAAUGCACAGAAUUUGAAAUCAUUCUCAUUCUAAUACUAAACAAGGUGUGGAAAUUCACACCGUUUGGUAAGAUGCGUGCAGAGAACAUCUCUUGAGUGGUGAGCAGACAGGCUUGUAAGAAUGUGACAGAGUGUCUGUGUGUUUAGUCCUAUUUACACUAGUGGCUAAAUGAUAUGUCCUAAUCUUUUUUUGUAUAUAUAUUUUAUUUGCAUUAUUUUCAUGGUUGUGUUUACUGUGGUCUUCUAUAAGUUUAUUUUUUGCUAUUAUUACUAUUGUUUUUGAUUCAUGUUGGGUUAUUACUUAUAUUUUGUUGGGUUGUGACAAUUUUUGAGCCCUAUGUUUUGUUUUGGUGGGCCACAUAUCUAGGCUGAUUCUAUUGAGGGACUGGUCGCACAGGACAUGGAUUGAGAAGGUGGUGGGGUGUAAUACAAUAUGGAACAUUUAUAUCUACUGGUCAACAGUUCUGACAGUCUGGUAUUUAGGAGUGAGUUGAUAGUGUUACUGCCAACACCACACCUGCCCCCACAAUCUGACUUCAAGAGUGUGCCAAGAAUGAGCCUUCUCUUGUAAUCCAUGUUCACUGUAUCCCGGGGAACUCUUUAUGGCCUCUUGUUAUCCAAAACAAUGUAAUUCUGUGUACAGUCUGACCAUUAAUCCAGUGUGUCCUUCCUUUCUGUUGCUAAUGCUGUAUUUAUACGAGUUUGUCUGGUGUAUGUGUGCGAAUGUGACUCGUGUAGAAAUUCCUACAGAUAGAUUUGUGGAUUCAGAUCGUUCUGUCAGAAUUCCUGGAAAGAAAUAUGGGGAAAUGAUGUAGGAAAUAAGUCUCGUAGGACUCAUGUGGUGGAAAAACUAUUUUUUGUCUUCCGAGACUUGGGGAUUUUUUUUGUAAAACUUGGUUCUAGAAAGUGCCUUUGAUUGUUUGUGGAGGCACCGUGAUAUUGGGAGAAGAACUGGGCCUCUCCUGGAGGAGUGGAAAAAAAGAGGGACAAUGUGAGGGCGGCUCUGGAAUGCUAGAAGAUUCCGUUACAGAAUGGUGGAAAGACUGCCAGUGGAGACAGGCCUGUUGAAACAACACUCACUGUCUGAGGAAGCAUAGCCAUUGUGACAUCAGUGGGCAUGAUGACUGGAGUGACCCAGAUUGGAGGAUUCUGGGAGAAGUGGGCGGGGCGAGCUGCAUGGCUUGCAGAUGUAGCCUCGUUGUUUUUUUGCCCCAGCAUAGGCGAUCUUCCUGAUCCAGGAGAGGAGGGGAAGCCGUGGCUCCAUUAAAAAAAUUUAUUAACAUUUUGCAUCAAUUAUUAAGCCAGUAUUAGACAUGUGGCUGUGUAUCUGUAUGUCUGAGGUCUUAACUUGUUCCCCUCAACCAGCUACUUUUAAAAAUGACUGUGUGAGUGGUAGGCUAUAUUUUUAAUGCCUGUACUCAUAGCUAUAUUAUUGAUGCCUUAAUAAAUUUUCUUUAUGUAAA